AUGGAACCAAACAUGGGCCAACAAAAACACUUGCAACAGUCACCGCAACUGCCAGGGCAGCAGCAGCAGCAGCUGCUGCAACAACAGCAUCUUCUCCCACAUGAACAUGUCCAAAUCAAGGAAAGCUUUUUGGUUGGCAAAGCGCUUCUCAACUUUACAUCAAUCUUUGUGUCGUUGGGAGUAUUCCUCUUUGGAUUCGAACAGGGUCUUAUGUCGUCAUUGAUCACCAACAACUACUUCAAAUACUACUUCAACGACCCUUCUCCAUCUCAAAUUGGUAUAAUGAUAGCCAUCUUGGAGAUUGGUGCUUUAUUCUCCUCAUUUGUCGCUGGCCGUGUUGGUGACCUUGUCGGUAGAAAAAGAACCAUCAGAUACGGCUCAUUCAUAUUUGUUAUCGGCGCAGCAAUCCAAGCUUUUGCCCCCAAUAUUUUCAUAUUGAGCGGCGGCAGGUUCAUUGGUGGUGUGGCCAUUGGAUUCCUCACCACAAUUGUCCCCAUUUACCAAUCCGAAAUCAGUCCUCCCUCUGAUCGUGGGUUUUAUGCAUGUGCCGAAUUCACCGGUAACAUUGUUGGAUAUGCAGCCAGUAUUUGGGUUGAUUACGGCUUUUCCUUUGUGGAUAGCGACUACAGCUGGAAAUCACCGCUUUUGGUGCAAUUGGGUAUGGGCGUGCUACUUUGGUUGGGAACUUUUAUCAUUGUUGAGACUCCACGUUGGUUAUUAAACCAUGACCAUGAUUUGGAAGGAAUGAUUGUUAUUGCAGACAUGUACGCCGACGGCGACGUUGAAGACGACCACGCCAAGAGUGAGUAUAGACAAAUCAAAGAAGGUGUGUUGAUUGAUAGAAUUGAGGGUGGCGAAAGAUCGUACGAGUAUUUAUUCAAAAAAUACGCCAAACGAUUAUCUGUGGCUUGCUUUGGACUCAUGUUUUCACAGUUGAAUGGUAUAAAUUUGAUUUCCUACUACGCGCCAAUGAUUUUUGAAAGUGCCGGAUGGGUCGGACGCAAAGCUAUUUUUAUGACGGGUAUCAAUUCGAUAGUGUACGUGGCAAGCACCAUCCCACCAUGGUAUUUAGUGGACUCGUGGGGAAGAAAGCCAUUGCUCAUGUCCGGUGCAUUAUUAAUGGGCUCAACCUUGUAUAUAGCCGGUUGGUCGUUGCAUCUCAAUAAUGAUCAAACAGCAGUGAUUGUAGUUACGUGUAUCAUUAUCGCCAAUGCAGCGUUUGGAUACUCAUGGGGUGGAAUUGGAUGGCUCUUGCCUGCAGAGAUUUUACCAUUAUCAGUGCGUUCGAAAGGAGCAGCCAUUGCUACAGCAACAAACUGGCUUUCCAAUUUCAUUGUUGGUCUUGCAUCACCUAUAUUGUUGGACCAAAUCAAAUGGAAAACAUACUUGAUUCCAGCAACAUCCUGUGUUAUUUCUUUUUUUGCCGUGUGGUACUUGUUCCCCGAGACAAAAGGAUUAUCAUUAGAAGAAAUGGGAUCUGUAUUUGACGACAAAUCAUCUAUUUUCUCUUACCACGCUUCAGGAAGUGUUGGAGAGGGCGCUAGCAGCAGCAGUAUUCGGAACUAUGGUGCAAUCUCUGAAAGAAGACUCUCGGGCACACCCAACAAUAUUGACUCACCACAACUUGAUAACAGUGUUCAAACCGCAGCAUCGAUGCAGAGAAACCCAGCAACCAUGCGUCCAGAAUUGGACAAUAUAAUUACUGGUGCUAGUGCAAAUCUCAUACCUACAUUACAGUCGGGCCCUGGCUCAGGUCCUGGCUCUGGCUCAGGUUCAGGUUCAGCUUCUAACUUGGGUACUGGUCUGUCUGGCAAUAUAAAGCCAAUCAAAUCAGAUGCUGGAUCCAUUUCAUCAGAAGGUUUGCCCGAUGCAAAUGCAAUCAUCCAAGAGAUUGAGCCACCAUCACUAGGUGACAUAUUGAAAUUCAAGGCCCAAGAGGCCAAAAAGCCAUACUUUUUGACUAAAUGGUGGCUGUAUAAAGAUGAAUCCAAACCAUCAGAAGUUGAUGAACAUAGUAGAUUAGUUUAG
This is a messenger RNA of Lodderomyces elongisporus, 2028 nucleotides long. It is a transcript of the gene HGT3, whose product is annotated as Hgt3p. The coding region runs from base 1 to 2028 and encodes 675 amino acids. The transcript has a single exon. Lineage: Eukaryota; Fungi; Ascomycota; Pichiomycetes; Serinales; Debaryomycetaceae. Gene Ontology annotation, cellular component: membrane. Gene Ontology annotation, biological process: carbohydrate transport; transmembrane transport. Gene Ontology annotation, molecular function: carbohydrate:proton symporter activity. The record is from RefSeq and is a predicted model, not a curated record.